AUGACUGUAAUUUGUCUGCACUAUGGAUCAAUGUUCGAAGUUGAAGAGUGCCGGGAAGCCAGAAUGAUUCCUCUAAAGCUCCAUAACUAUGGGGAGUUUACGGUGGUCAUUUUUCAUUUGCUUGUUAAUCUAGACCGCCUGCUCCUCGCCUUCCGUCCAUUCCGAUCACAAAGCCGGGGCACCAAAGUUUACUUCUAUACAUCUAUUUUUCUUUCAUUUAUUCUGAGCGCAGUCUAUGUGGAAUGGGCUCAUCAUGAGGACUUUCGAAAGUCCAUCGCGUUCGCGUCGAUAUGUCUGGUUAAUGUGAUGAACUUGUGGAUAGAAUUAAAACUCUACCACUACACCAGUGUUGUCUUCACCAACACUGUCGGUGUAGUCCCCUUGGAGCGCCGCUUCGAGCUAUCCACAUCUGUCUCCAUGAUCCGUUGUUUCUUACCCGCUUCUAUAUGCGGCUUAACGCUAAAAUUCACAGUUAUGGUAUUCUUUACCGUUGUCGCAAUACUGAAAGACCCAGCUGACCUACCGCCGUUUUAUUUUGUGAUGAAUGUGAAAAUGAUUAACGGCAACAGAAGGAAAAGAUGGACGUUCGGGCCUCCGCCAGCUGCAUAA
This is a messenger RNA of Caenorhabditis remanei, 609 nucleotides long. RefSeq lists its product as uncharacterized. Bases 1 to 609 code for a protein of 202 amino acids. The transcript has 5 exons. Lineage: Eukaryota; Metazoa; Nematoda; Chromadorea; Rhabditida; Rhabditidae. The record is from RefSeq and is a predicted model, not a curated record.